AUGUGCGGAUGUGUGAGGGUACUCCGCCUUGGCAGUCCAAUAAAAAAAUCAUGGCAACGCAGAUUGUUUUCUUCAUCUUCUUCGCCGCCAACGCAAGGAGUGCCAUACACCAAACUUAGUGUCGGAGUUCCCAAAGAGAUAUGGCAGGAUGAAAGAAGAGUUGCCAUAGUACCAGCUGUAGUAAGUAAAUUAGUUAAAAAAGGUUUCACAGUUAAUGUAGAAGAAAAUGCUGGUACAUUAGCAAAUUUCCCAAAUAAGACUUAUGAAGAGGUUGGAGCUAAAAUAACUAGCGUAAAGGAUACCUACGGUUCAAAUAUAAUUCUUAAAGUACGCCCGUUGGCUGAAAGCGAACUUCAAAAUGUUAACGAGGAAUCAACGCUUAUAUCAUUUUUCUACCCAGCUCAAAACCAAGCUCUUAUACAAAAGCUGGCUGCCAAAAAGGUUAAUGCGUUUGCAAUGGACUGCAUUCCUCGGAUAAGCCGUGCGCAGGUGUUCGACGCUUUGAGUUCCAUGGCGAACGUGGCUGGCUAUCGAGCCGUCAUUGAAGCCGCAGCACAUUUCCCACGUUUCUUCUCCGGUCAGAUGACUGCAGCAGGUCGCGUGCCGCCGUGCCGCGUGUUGGUGGUUGGCGGAGGAGUGGCGGGAUUAGCAGCAGCGGCUCAGGCAAGAUGUAUGGGGGCCGCGGUCCGGGCCUUUGACACACGACCCGCUGUGAGGGAACAGAUCGAGAGUCUCGGCGCUCAGUUCAUUACUAUGGAAGUCAAGGAGGAAGGGGCUGGCGCUGGUGGCUAUGCAAAGGAGAUGAGCGAGGAGUUCCUUCAGGCGGAGCGUGCUUUGUUGGGACGGGAGGCUCGGAGUUCAGACGUCGUGAUCAGUACAGCACUCAUACCAGGGAAACCGGCGCCACUGCUCAUAUUAGAGGAUGCUGUAAAAGACAUGGCCCCUGGAAGCGUGAUAGUUGAUCUAGCCGCUGAGAUGGGUGGGAACGUACAGACGACCACUAAGGGCAAAGUGACAAGAGUUCAUGACGUCACACACAUCGGCCUCACAGACCUGCCGAGUCGCAUGCCCGCACACGCCUCAACACUCUACGCCAACAAUAUCUCUGCAUUCUUAUUAAGUUUAGGUACUAAUGAUCACUUCCACAUUAAUCUGGAGGAUGAAGUGACUCGAGGAGCGAUAGUGCUUAAGGCUGGUGAAUUGCUAUGGCCCCCGCCCCCCGCGCCCGUGGCUGCCCCCGACAAAGCCCCCAAAACUGUCGCCCCUGUAAAGGUCGAGCCUCCUAACCCUUUCAAUGAAACCUUAAAGGACACCUUCUUAUAUUCUACCGGUCUGGCCAGUCUUAUCGGUCUAGGUAUAGCCUCGCCGAACCCAGCCUUCACCACUAUGACCACCACAUUGGCUUUAUCUGGUGUUGUGGGUUACCACACGGUAUGGGGUGUGGUACCGGCGCUACACUCUCCUUUAAUGUCUGUCACUAACGCCGUGUCGGGUAUUACGGCUGUGGGGGGACUACUGCUGAUGGGAGGAGGCUAUCUACCAGAAACACCUGUGCAGUGGCUUGCCAGUACAGCGGCACUGAUCUCCUUUGUCAACGUAUUCGGAGGGUUUAUGGUGACACAGCGUAUGUUGGAUAUGUUUAAAAGGCCAGGUGAUCCACCAGAAUAUGGAUAUCUGUACGCUAUACCUGCUGCAGCACUUUUAGGUGGAUACAUUACAACAGCAAUGCAGGGUUACCCUGAAGUUCACCAGAUGGCGUACCUAGCUUCGUCGUUAUGCUGCGUCGGAGCACUCGCCGGCCUUAGUUCACAGACGACAGCCAGGAAAGGAAACUAUUUAGGAAUGAUUGGUGUAUCCGGCGGUAUAGCGGCUACACUCGGAGCGUUGACGCCAACAGCUGAGGUAUUGGCACAAAUGGUAGGCGUGGCGGGCAUUGGUGGUCUACUUGGUGGAGUCAUCGCUAAGAAAAUUGAAAUCACUGAUUUGCCACAACUUGUAGCUGGAUUCCACAGUUUGGUAGGCAUGGCCGCUGUAUUAACAUGUCUGGCGACGUACAUGCACGAUUUCCCCGCCAUGGCGCUGGACCCCACAGCAGCCACGCUUAAGACAUCUCUCUUCCUUGGAACGUACAUCGGUGGAAUAACGUUCACCGGGUCGUUAGUAGCCUACGGUAAACUUCAAGGAGUAUUAUCUUCGGCCCCCUUGUUGCUGCCGGGUCGUCAUGCUCUGAACGCGGCGCUGGCCACGGGAGCACUGGGCUGUGGCGGCGCCCUGCUCGCCUUCCCCGAAGCCCCCGGCCUGCCACUAUUAUCCGCCGCCGCAGUCCUCAGCGGCAUACAGGGACUCACACUCACAUCUGCUAUUGGUGGUGCCGACAUGCCGGUGGUGAUCACAGUUCUCAACAGUUACUCCGGCUGGGCGCUGUGUGCUGAAGGGUUCAUGUUGAACAACUCUCUAAUGACCAUCGUCGGCGCACUCAUCGGCAGCUCCGGAGCUAUCCUAUCUUAUAUUAUGUGCAAGGCCAUGAACCGUUCGUUGCCGAAUGUAAUCCUAGGUGGGUACGGUGUAACGGGGUCCGGAUCAGCUCGCCCGGAAGGGGCCACUCACACCGAGAUGAACGUCGACAGUGUAGCAGACCUCGUUCACCGAGCCUCCUCUAUUAUUAUAACUCCCGGUUAUGGUCUGUGUGUGGCCAAAGCUCAGUACCCUAUCGCCGAAUUGGUGGACAUUCUUAAGGGCAUCGGAAAAAAAGUGCGUUUUGCUAUACAUCCAGUUGCUGGUCGUAUGCCCGGCCAACUGAACGUGCUCCUCGCUGAAGCCGGUGUGCCGUAUGACGACGUGUUCGAGAUGGAGGAAAUCAACGAUGAAUUCCCGGAAACUGACUUGGUCUUAGUUAUAGGCGCCAACGACACCGUGAACAGUGCUGCUGAAGACGACCCGGAGUCUCCCAUAGCAGGUAUGCCGGUACUCAAAGUGUGGAAGGCGAACCAAGUGGUAGUGAUGAAGAGGUCUAUGGGUGUCGGCUACGCGGCCGUUGAUAACCCCAUAUUCUACAACCCCAACACCGCCAUGUUGUUGGGUGACGCCAAGAAGACUUGCGACGCACUUCUUGACAGAAUCAAACAUCUCGCUGCAUAA
Molecule: messenger RNA, 3138 nt
Organism: Danaus chrysippus (African queen)
Lineage: Eukaryota; Metazoa; Arthropoda; Insecta; Lepidoptera; Nymphalidae
Source: the annotation of a GenBank genome assembly